CCUUGGAACGCUAAGGAGCACGCGCUGAUCGUCGUCGCAUACUGGGGCAGCUGCUACACCGCAUAUGGUCUUGGUCCCCUGUCGGCCAUGGAGCUGUACUACGGCAGGAAGAUCAAUGCUGGCUGGGGCAUUGUCUUCCUGAUUACCACCCAGAUGAUUGGCUAUGGCCUUGUGGGCUUCUAUCGCGACAUCCUGGUUCGCCCUCCCAAAAUGUACUAUCCGGGUGUGCUCCCCAAUGUGGCCUUGUUCAAUGCUAUGCACAAGAAUCCGGCCGCCACCAAGAGGGCGCUCAAGUUCUUCGCUAUCGUUGCAUGUGCAGCCUUCGUCUGGGAGUGGUUUCCUCAACUGAUCUUCCCUCUGCUGGCUUCGGUGCCACUGGUGUGUUACUUUGGGCAUGGCCACUGGAAACCAUUCGUCCUGGGAUCCGGGACUUAUGGAUUUGGGCUCCUUAACUUCUCCUUUGAUUGGAACUACGUCGCUUUCUGGUCGCCGCUGUACACUCCUUUAUGGUCGACCGCUCACCAGGUUGCUGGCGCCGUCUUCACCUGCUGGCUGCUCUAUCCCAUCCUGUACUUCACCAACGCGAUGGACGCGUUGAACUUUGCUCCAAUGUCUACUGCUACCUGGGAUUCCAGUGGACAGGACUACAACAUUUCUAGGAUUAUGACCCCUGAGUUCACUCUCAACAAGACAGCGAUGGAUGCGUACUCCCUUCCCCGGUGGUCGCCGUCAUAUGCCAUGUACUUUUUCUGGGGCUUUGCCGGGACUGCGGCAGCCAUAGUCUACGCCAUUCUUUGGUACGGCAAAGACACGUACACGAACCUGUUGGAUUCGCUUCGCAACCGGAACAAGGAUUACGAUGACCCCUAUCUCAAAGUGAUGUCGCACGAUCCUCGCGUCCCACACUGGUGGCGAGAUGCAGCUGUCCUGGUGGUAAGGAUCCUGUCCGUGAUGUCGUUAACAGUGUCCUCUGACCAGCGUCGUAGGGGCUUCAUCGUAACGAGCUUGAUUUCCUUUAUUUUUACCUGGCCCAACGGCAUCCUCUGGGGAAUUGCCAACAUCCAGGUUGGCAUGACUUUUCUCUCCGAAAUCAUCAGCGGUGCCCUGUUUCCCGGCCAGCCGUCGGCCGUCCUCACGGCCCUCGUGUAUGGCAGGCAGCUCCUCGAGCAGAAUCUCAAUCUCAUUUCGGAUUACAAAUUCGGAUUCUACAUGAAGAUCCCCGAACGUGAGAUGUUCUGGGGACAGGUCUGGGGGACGUUCGUUGGGCCUUUUGUCAACUUUGGGAUGAUGCGAUUCAUCCUGAACACUGAGGGCCCCAAGUUGACUGGCAAGGUGCCGUCCACGACGUGGAAUGCGCUGCAGACGAGGAACUACUACUCCACCUCUGUCGUCUGGGGCAUCCUGGGUCCGAAAGUUCUUUUUAGCCGUGACUCUCCGUACUAUUGGAUUCCUUAUGGAUUCCUGAUUGGUGCGGCGGUCAUGUUUCUUGUCUGGCUUGUGCAUCGGUGGAAGCCUAACUGGAAGCUUGAGACUCGGUUCAAUCCGGUGGUGUUCUUCAACGGCAUAGUCAAUUUUCCGGUGUAUACAACCACGAAUCUGAUGACUUCGGCGUUGGUGGCUUUCACUUUCAUGGGCUAUGUCUAUCGCUAUCAUCCGGUGUGGUUUCGGAAAUACAACUACUUGUUAGGGGUGGGCCUUGACUGUGGCACUCAGCUGAUGCAGACGGUCUUGGUCUUUUGCAUCAAUCUGCCUGGUUCUAGACAGUUCAAUGAGGUGAAUCUCACGUAA
Molecule: messenger RNA, 1788 nt
Organism: Rasamsonia emersonii CBS 393.64
Lineage: Eukaryota; Fungi; Ascomycota; Eurotiomycetes; Eurotiales; Trichocomaceae
Exons: 9
Biological process (GO): transmembrane transport
Molecular function (GO): oligopeptide transmembrane transporter activity
Source: RefSeq, a predicted model, not a curated record